CUCGGGCGUGAGCUGGAUCGGCCAGCUGCAGCAGAAGCAACGAGCCUGGAACACCGCCGGCGAUAUCACUGACGACACAGCAUGGCAUCGGUCCUGGAAAUCGAGUCCCAGGAUGUUAUCCGCCUGAUCGAGCAGUUUCUCAAGGAAAACAACCUGCUGAGGACGCUGCAGACGUUGCAGGAAGAGUCAUCCAUCACCCUCAAUACAGUCGACAGCAUCCAGACCUUCACCUCCGAGAUCCUCCAAGGCCACUGGGAUGUCGUCCUGCGAACCAUCUCGACCCUCAAGAUUCCGCAAAAGAAGCUUAUCGAUUUACAUGAGCAGAUCGUCCUGGAACUCAUCGAGAUGCGGGAGAUUGGCGGCGCGCGAUCUCUUCUGCGGCAGACCGACCCCAUGCAGCUCCUUAAGGAACAACAGCCCGAUCGAUAUUUGCAUUUGGAGCAGAUGCUCUCUAGAUCCUUCUUUGACGAGAAGGAGGCCUAUCAGGGCUCGUCGAAAGAGAAGCGGCGACAGAAGAUUGCCCAGGCGCUGGCCAACGAGGUCACCGUCGUUGCCCCAUCGCGACUCAUGGCGCUGCUGGGCCAGGCGAUCAAGUGGCAAAACUCACAGGGGCUACUGCCCACCGACUCGGCAGCCUUUGAUCUCUUCCGCGGAUCUGUUCCGGUCGCGAAGGUUGAGGACGACACCCCGCCAACCCAGUCGUUCAACACCAUCAAGUUUCCCAAGAAACAGCAUCCUGAAUGUGCUGCCUUUUCGCCGGACGGGCAGUACUUUGUUACCGGCACUUUGGAUGGGAUGAUCGAGGUCUGGAACUAUAUGACCGGAAAGCUGCGAAAGGAUCUCAAAUAUCAAUCCGAUGGGAAUGUGAUGCUGAUGGACAAGGCUGUCCUGUGCCUGAGCUUCAGCCGCGACAGUGAAUUGCUGUCGUCCGGAUCGGAGGAUGGAUCAAUCAAGGUGUGGAAGGUGCAAACAGGACAGACCGCAAAGCGAUUCCCCAGCGCACACAGUCAAGGUGUGACGGCGGUGAUGAUGAACAAGGCCGGAACAGAGGUGCUCUCGGGAUCGUUCGAUGCCACUGCUAGGAUCCAUGGAAUGAAAUCGGGUCGAAUGAUCAAGGAGUUCCGAGGCCACACGUCUUAUGUGAAUGACGCGAUUUACUCUGUGGACGAGACUCGGAUUAUCACAGCAAGCAGCGACGGAACUGUCAAGAUAUGGGACUACCGAAACUGCGAGUGCCUGUUCACCGUGACUCUCCACGAUGGCAAGGCGGUGUCCAGUAAAGUGCAAGGCGCAAGCGUCACGAAGCUUUCGCAGAUGCCCCAGAGCAUCGACCGCUUUGUCGUGUCCAACAAGAGUGGCUUCGUCUAUGUGCUGUCGCUCACUGGCCAGGUGGAGAAUGCGUUUAGAUACAAGAAUCCAAAGGCUCUUCCCACAGGCCAGAGCGAUGCGAACCCACCCGAGGUUGCCUUUGUGUCCAUGACGAUAUCUGCCAAGGGCCAGUAUGUAUACUGCCUUGGUGAGGACAAUCGGCUCUACGCUUUCCAGACAGACACAGGUGUUUUGGAAGCAUCUUUGCAGCUCUCGUCGGCGGAAGUGAUCGGGAUGGCACAACAUCCAUAUUCCAACAUACUCUCGGCAUUCGAUGAUGGCGGGGUUGUGACGUUCUGGAAGUGAGAACGCUAAGUGCAGCUGUGCCAUUGUUUCAGACUGGCGAUAAUAGAGUUGCAUAUGCCGCUUCCCUGGUCUGUAUUUUGCGUGGCAAAAGAACCCUCCAUCAACCGAGCAAGUUGUGUGAGAUACCGGUGACCACAGAGUCGAAAUCACAUCACUCGUUGUGGUCCAACAGCGAUCUUAGUGCUGGCGCUCUGGAUGGUCGGCGGCGGCGGAGACGACCUUGCGCAUAUCGCCCUCGAUCCACUUCCGCGCGAAAUGAACAGUCGUCGAAGACAAAAAAAUGUGUGUGUAUUCAAGAUAUA
Polychytrium aggregatum is the source of this 1976-nucleotide messenger RNA. Its product is annotated as WD40-repeat-containing domain protein. Gene Ontology annotation, molecular function: protein binding. NCBI's taxonomy places the organism in Eukaryota, Fungi, Chytridiomycota, Chytridiomycetes, Polychytriales. The transcript has 10 exons. The record is from RefSeq and is a predicted model, not a curated record. The coding region runs from base 82 to 1674 and encodes 530 amino acids. Gene Ontology annotation, biological process: mRNA splicing, via spliceosome. Gene Ontology annotation, cellular component: precatalytic spliceosome.